Messenger RNA from Mytilus trossulus (common blue mussel), 836 nucleotides. Its product is annotated as transcription elongation factor A N-terminal and central domain-containing protein 2-like. Gene Ontology annotation, cellular component: nucleus. Lineage: Eukaryota; Metazoa; Mollusca; Bivalvia; Mytilida; Mytilidae. The transcript has 4 exons. The record is from RefSeq and is a predicted model, not a curated record. Bases 60 to 686 code for a protein of 208 amino acids. Gene Ontology annotation, biological process: DNA-templated transcription.
UACUUUUGAUACUUCCGGUAAAAAAAAAGAAAACAAGCGAAAAAAUUUAACGAAUAAAAAUGGAUAAAUAUUUGAUUAAGAACCCAAAAGAAACUAAACAAGAUUCAAGUAAAAAAGGUUGCAGGAAGCAGAUGAAACAGUCUACCAUAGAAUCUCUUCAGGGUGUUGUUGUGGUCGAAGAAAUAAGAAGGCUUAAAUCCAAACUGCAGUUAGAAAGUACUUCAAAAGAAGAAAUGGUUGACAGCCUGAACAAACUUGGACAAAAGAUUCCUCCUAGACAUGUUAUGUUAGAUACAAAAAUAGGCAAGCUGGUCAAUAAGUUGAGAAAACAUGAAGAUAGUGACAUAAGAAAAGCAGCAAGACGUGUGUAUGUUAAGUGGAAGGAACAUUUUGUCAGUCAUGCUGAACGACCAGUUAUAGAAGUCAUGUGUGAUACUAAAACAGAUAAAAUGAGAACAUCUGGGAAGAAACUAUUGGCUGGAUCAUUAGAAUUGGAGGAGAGUCACAAUCUACCUGAUGCCAUAGAGAGAGAAACAUUUUACCACCAUAAAAGAUUAAUCAAUUAUGAUUAUCGUAGAACUAUGAGAACUCUUGUAUUUACACUGAAAAAUAAUGAGGACAUUCGACAAAAAGUCAUAACUGGAGAACUUAAAGUACCAGAAUUUGUACAAACAUACAAAAAAUGAUAAUAAGUAUUAAGAUUCUCAAAAUCUGUGAUAAAAAUAGACUUAUACAUAUUGUACAGUGUAGAUAAAGAUGUGGUUUUCAAGGGUCUGGUGGCAAUCAUUGAUCACAUUAAAUUAAGCCAUGCUAAGAAUAAGAAAAACAAUAACAAA